AUGUAUACUUCAACUCUUCUUCUCACCCUCGCUGCAUCUGCGACUGCUCACAUCGCCUCUUGGAACAAGGGCAUGUACUGCAAGGGCGGCAACGAUUCCUCCGUCGAUAACGCAAACACCAACCUCGCCGUAAACCCUCUCUACGACCUCCCCAAGUCCAAAUGGUGGAUGCAAGCCGACCGCGGAUACGACGUUGUUCCUCCUCCCAAGGGCGAAUUCCUCGAACUCCCAGCUGGAAAGUCCUUCAUGACCGAACUCGCCAACAACCGCGCCUUCACCACGCUUUCGUACAACGGAGACUUGACUACUGAUUGGCAAGACGGCAAGAACCGCUCUGUGUCAUGGAGAGGUCCUGAAGGUGGCUGUCUUAUGGACGGUGGUGAUGGAUCUGGUGGAGAGUUGCACACUAAAAAUAUUGAGUCAACUGGUGGAACAGCUUGGGCUAUUUCGUAUGAGAGUGAUAUCAGCAAGGUUAUCAUGGAUAAUCUUGUUGUGUUCUCAGUGCGAUACUAUUCCCCUUUCUUUCGCGAGACUUGGUAUGACGUUCCUGCCGAUAUGCCCGAGUGUCCAGAGGAGGGCUGCUACUGUGCCUGGCUCUGGAUCCCAGAUGGAUGCGGCCAGUCGAACAUGUAUAUGCAGAACCAUCGCUGCAAAGUUACUGGUAGCACUUCAACCAAGAAGCUAGGCAAGCCCAAGCCUGCCGUAUACUGUCGCGAUAACCCUACCAAGUGUGUUCCUGGUCCUAAGCAGAUGAUGGUCUGGAACCAAGCUGAAGGCAACAACGUCAACCCUCCUGAUGGUAAGACGCCGACUUACAAUCAGCGAAUGGGUUUCAUGGACGGUGCUCAAGAUGACAUAUUUACUACUGAGUAG
Messenger RNA from Fusarium coffeatum, 873 nucleotides. RefSeq lists its product as uncharacterized. NCBI's taxonomy places the organism in Eukaryota, Fungi, Ascomycota, Sordariomycetes, Hypocreales, Nectriaceae. The record is from RefSeq and is a predicted model, not a curated record. The coding region runs from base 1 to 873 and encodes 290 amino acids. The transcript has 5 exons.